This is a messenger RNA of Linum trigynum, 4012 nucleotides long. The record is from the annotation of a GenBank genome assembly. NCBI's taxonomy places the organism in Eukaryota, Viridiplantae, Streptophyta, Magnoliopsida, Malpighiales, Linaceae.
CUCAUCAUCCAACUGCAAAACCAGUUAGAGAGAGAGAGAGAGAUUGGAUUAAUUCUCAUUAUGAUAUACUAAAUUCUCUACUCUGUUCUCAUCGUAUUUCGGUAGUUGUCACUCAACGAACUCCAAACGUUCAUCCCUCUUUGUUCUCUGUUAAAACAAUUUUGUAUAUCAAUAUUUCCCCACCUUAUAAUAACCCAAUUAAACAAUAAUAUUUCCCCACAUGAUGCUCUUCACGUCCUUUCUCUCCCCUGUUUGUGUUGCCUUUCCCCUGCCUUCUUCACAUCAUGAACAUCACUAACUAUCUGGGUUCAAGCUUCCAGUUUUUUGGCGCCAGAAGGAAUGGACGGCAUCAGUGAACCUCUUUGGGUCCAAGUCUGAAACUUUUCAGUUUUCUCUCUCUCCCUCUCUUGAGAAUCUUAGUUCCCAGCUGAAAUGGAGCUGAAGAACAAGAAGUUUGUGAACUUUGUAGACCACCAGCAGGUCUUGGAGAAGGCGCUGCAUUUGCCGACAUACAAACCAUCUACACCGCCGCCAUGGUUGAAAUCAGAAGCUGGUUUUGACGAGAGGGAUCCCAUCAUGAGCAAGAAAUGGAAGCCAAAGUUUGGCAAGUUUGUUCGUCGCAGUGAAGCUUGGAGGCAUGCGAUUUUCGAUCCGGGAAGUGACAUCUGCCUGCAAUGGAACAGGAUUUUCCUCUUCUCGUGUCUCGUUGCGCUGUUCGUGGAUCCGUUGUUCUUCUACCUCCCGACCAUAGUCCAAUCGGGAGGUUCGACUUGUAUGGCGGUCGACAUGAAGCUGGGAAUCACGGUGACAAGUUUCAGAAGUAUCGCGGAUGUGUUCUAUGUGAUGCACAUAGUUUUCAAGUUCAGGACUGCCUAUGUAGCUCCAAGUUCAAGGGUUUUCGGCAGAGGGGAACUGGUCAUGGAUCCAUAUUCGAUUGCAAUGCGAUAUCUGAAAACCGAAUUCUUCGUGGAUUUCAUUGCAGCCUUGCCUCUUCCUCAGAUGAUGAUAUGGCUUGUCAUACCGGUGAUCAAAACGGCGCAGUCUGAUUACACCAACAACGCCUUUGUGCUAGUUGUUCUGCUGCAGUACAUUCCCAGGUUGUAUCUGAUUUUCCCAUUGAGUUCAGAGAUAACCAAAGCCGCUGGAGUUUUGACCGAAACUGCUUGGGCUGGUGCUGCCUACAACCUCGUGCUGUUUAUCUUGGCCAGUCAUGUGAUGGGUUCUGCUUGGUAUUUGUGUUCGAUCGAACGCUAUGCGACAUGCUGGCAGUCUCUCUGCAAACAGGAAUCUGAAUGCCAAUCUACUUACUUGGUUUGUAAUAAUCUGGAUAGAGUGGACCGGAGGGUAUGGGCAAGUACUACGAAAGUGUUCAGCACGUGCGAUCCCAACAACGCUUCAUCAGAUGCAACUGUCUUCGAUUACGGAAUGUUUAAAAAGGCUUUGUCGAAACAGGUUUCGACUGCUACCUUCACUGAGAAGUACUUGUAUUGCCUCUGGUGGGGGAUGCAGAACCUGAGUUCCUAUGGCCAGAGUUCGAACACAACCACAUUCGUCGGUGAAACGGUGUUUGCUAUAGCGUUGGCCAUCAUGGGUCUGGUUCUGUUUGCUCAUUUGAUUGGGAACAUGCAGACAUACUUGCAAUCCAUCACAGCAAGACUUGAAGAAUGGAGACUCAAGAGAAGGGACACUGAAGAGUGGAUGAACCAUCGCCAACUGCCUCGAAAUCUACAAGAGAGAGUGAGGCGAUAUGUUCAGUACAAGUGGCUAGCAACUCGUGGCGUCGAUGAAGAAGCAAUCCUGCAACAACUGCCAUCUGAUAUCCGACGAGACAUUCAACGCCACCUCUGUUUGGACCUUGUUCGUCGUGUUCCUUUCUUUUCACAAAUGGAUGAUCAACUCCUAGACGCCAUCUGCGAGCGCUUGGUCUCCUCGUUGAUCACUCAUGGGACCUACAUUGUUCGUGAAGGCGAUCCUGUGACCGAGAUGUUGUUCAUAAUCAGGGGGAGGCUGGAAAGCUCCACAACGGAUGGCGGGAGGUCAGGUUUCUUCAACACAAUUUCUCUCAGACCGGGGGACUUCUGUGGCGAGGAGUUGCUCGCUUGGGCAUUGAAUCCGAACUCCAACGACAACUUGCCUUCUUCCACAAGGACAGUGAAGGCAUUGGAAGAAGUAGAAGCAUUUGCAUUACGCUCCGAAGAUCUCAGGUUCGUCGCAAACCAGUUCAGACGACUCCACAGCAAGAAGCUGCAGCACACAUUCCGGUUCCAUUCGCACCAUUGGAGGACAUGGGCUGCUUGCUUCAUUCAAACGGCUUGGCGUCGGUUCAAGAUCAGGAGGAUGGCACACACCCUGAGCAUGUCCGAGUCUUUAAUGUCUUCCUUCGCUCUUGUAGACGAGGAGGAAACUGCAACUGCAUCGCCCAAACAGAACUUAGUCGUCCAGAGGCUGGCCGAGCGGUUUGCUGCAAACACCAGAAGAGGGAAUCGGAAAAUAAAGGAUGUCAAAAUGCCGAAGUUGAUGAAGCCCGACGAGCCAGAUUUCUCUAUAGAGGCAAGUGAUGAGGAGAAAUGAUUCCUUUUCCAUUGAUUGAUUCUUAUUGUGAUUCACUCUGUAAGAUAUUGAGAUACCAUUUGUUAGAGAAGUUUAAGCUCUCCAUAUUCAUAGUUUAGUAUUAGUAGAUGUAUAGAAUUGAUACUGUAAGGAACAUUCUCAUAUUUUUGUGCUAAAGCCAUAGACCAAAUGAUUAUUUGAAGUCUAUAUCGAAACCUACUCAAUGGGUACUCGCAGAUACAUGAAUACACGUACCUGAGGAUACUGCCCUGAAGAUAUCUGCAAUGUUUGGUUGGUUUAGUAACAAAGCAUAAAAAACCAAAGACCAUAAUAGCCCACCAUUUAGCUCAUAGAUGUAAAUAAUAGUAUCGUUCAUAUCGAGAUUAUAAUCCAUACCAAUGGUAAACUUGAAAAAUCGUUUCAAAUUCUGUAUCAAACAUUGCUUUACUUACACAGGGUAAAGAGCUGACAUUUUGUGAUCUGAAUAUCGGUCAGAUCCUACCUGUCAUACCUGGAAGAAUACCGAUCAAAUACUGCCCUUACUCGAACCUUAAUAGUUCAACGCCGGUUGUUAACAAAGUUAACCAGAACGAAUCGGUCCCCCAGGUUUGAAUUUCCCUUGCAGUUUGAUUAUGGCUUGCUCCAAACAAAAAGGUCAGCCUCAUCAUCCAAUGACAGAACUAGUUCGACGUAUUGACAUUACUAAAUUCCCAACUCUGUCCUCAAGUAUAUGCCAUAUCCCCUAAUGCAUAUGGAAGCCACCCACCAUGACUAAACUAGUAGAAUGAAUGAAUCCCUUCCCAUGAAGAUUGCUAAAUUCCCACUCUGUUCUCAUGUAUACGUCCUGUGCGAAAUAUCAACGAGCUUAUAAUACUCAGUUCCCUAGUUCCCAUUGUUUUCUGCUAUACUCUUUGCUGUUUUGUCCCUAAACAGUACACUGUUCUCUCUACUUCUCCCACCUUAUACUAUUCUCCCUUCUUUCCGUCCUUUCUGCCAUUUGUAUAUUUGCAUUUCCCCUGCCUUCUCAAUUGAGGUUUCAGUUUCUGGCCUAUCUAUAAUGUUGGAUUCUCAGGAAGCACUUCCAUCUUCUGGGGAAGAUAGAGGAUUUCAGUUGAGCUCUUCGGGCUAAGUUUACGAGCUUUCAGUGUUCUGUUAGUUCCUCUGAUUCAAAGGUAGCCUUUGAUUGUCAUUUCCCCUUCAUGGGUUCGCUUGUGUUCCGCGAUCUCUAAUCUACAUUCAUGGGAUUCCACCCUUUUUCUGGUUUGUACAGUUUUGUAGACCACAAGGCCAUGGAGAAGGUGUUGCACUUGCAGACAUAUAUACCAUCCAUGAUGCAAUGGUUGAAAUCCAAAACUGGUCUUGACGACAGGGAUUCCAAAAGGAUUCCAAAGUUUGGCAAGUUCAGAGUUUUCCUAGAGAAUAACCAUGCCGGCGAGCUUUGGAAUAACAGGAUUGUUGAUCC